UUGUAUCAUCAUAAACACAAAAUAUGGAAUACAAAAGACAGGUUAUAGAGCUAAUGACUCUCAUUUUGGUUUUCUUAGCUACAAAUCCAGUGCAAUCCUUAAGAUUAAUAUCACCUAGUCAUCAAGAAAGAAUGCUUGCAAAUUCCAUUAAUAAAUCUGUUGUCAUGAGUUUUCAGACAAGUUAUGGUGAUAUAUUCGACUGUGUGGAAAUUUAUAAGCAACCCGCUUUUGAUCAUCCUCUUCUGAGACAUCAUUCUAUACAGAUGGAACCUUCGGUAAACAUUACAAAACUUAUAAAUCGUGCAGAAAAAAAGACAACAACACAGGUUAUACCAAAUAAUGUGGAGUGUCCUUUAGGAAGUGUUCCCAUUAAAAGGGUUCCAAAGCAAGAUUUGUUACAAACAAAAUCCUUAGUCAUGGAUGGAGACGAAGAACUUGAACAAAUCGCAGCUCUUCUAGUGCCCGCAAACAUUUCGGAAAUUCACGGAAGAUUAAAUGUCUGGCAACCAAAUGCACAAAUGAAGCAAUUUAGUGCGGCUUAUAUUUAUGCUGCAAGUCAAGAUGGAUCUGUUAGCAACAUUGUGUCUGUCGGUUGGGCUGUGAAUACAUAUGAUUAUACAGAAAACUAUACGCGACUAUUUGGAUUUUGGACGAAAGACAGUGAGAAGACUUCUGGUUGUAUUGACGUACGAUGUCCAGGGUUUGUACAAGUUAGUCGAAAAAUUACUCUUGGGAUGAGAAUACAAGAAGUUUCAACUUAUGACGGACCCCAACAUGACAUUGUACUUGACUUAGCCCAGGAUCAUUCAACAAGAAAUUGGUGGGUUACGUUCGGAACAGAAAAGGUGGGAUACUAUCCCAAGGAGCUGUUCACAACCUUAGUUAAUGGAGGAACUAGAGGUGGAUGGGGAGGUCAAGUUAACACACCACCAAACGAGUCUUAUCCAGCAUUAGGAAGUGGUCAUUUCCCGAAUGAAGGAUUCCAAAAAAGCUGUUAUAUAAGUGACAUGAAAAUGGUUGACAUUUCUGGAAAACUAAUUGAUCCUGACCAGACGAAACUUAAAGAAUACAAUACAAAACCUGAGUGUUUUAAAGUUUCUUAUAUUGGAUAUUCUGAUCCUGGUUUAGGAAAUCAUAUGUUUUUAGGUGGGCCCCCUACUUGUAAGCCAUAAGAUUUCUUGAGAAAAUAAUGUAUUUGAUGAAUCUAUAUGUAUAAACAAGCUAUGAAUCGGGUUGAGUCACAU
This is a messenger RNA of Amaranthus tricolor (Joseph's coat), 1244 nucleotides long. RefSeq lists its product as uncharacterized. The record is from RefSeq and is a predicted model, not a curated record. The transcript is spliced from 7 exons. Lineage: Eukaryota; Viridiplantae; Streptophyta; Magnoliopsida; Caryophyllales; Amaranthaceae. The coding region runs from base 24 to 1172 and encodes 382 amino acids.